This is a messenger RNA of Medioppia subpectinata, 1302 nucleotides long. Lineage: Eukaryota; Metazoa; Arthropoda; Arachnida; Sarcoptiformes; Oppiidae. The record is from the annotation of a GenBank genome assembly.
AUGGGCCAAAACAACGACAGUUUGUACACCGAAUCCGAUCUGGAAAGUCUUCGCCGAAAGAUUAUAUCAAAUUUUGACAAAUCGGUAGAAGAGAUCCGCGACAACAGUCGUAAGCGAAGAGUUUAUCAUAAGAACAAAACUUCAAAUAAACGUCCAAAAGAUGGUGAGUCCAGUGACGACAGUGACGACAAUGACAACAAUGUUUCAAUUAAACGGUUCCCAAAAACAAUGUCUUCGCUAUUCCCCGUCCAAACACCCGGCGCUCAGACUAGUGGUCAGUAUUUGGUACAAUUCAGAGCCGGCAAAAUGAUCCGCACCGGCACUACGGUGAGUCCAGUGAAGGACCGCAAAGGACUGGUAUAUCUUUAUCAGAGCGACGACGCGUUGAUUCACUUUUGUUGGAAAGACAGAGAAACCGGACAACUGGAGGACGAUCUGACACUAUUCCCAGAGGAAGCCGUCUUCGAGAAAGUGGUUCAGUGCACGACUGGCCGCGUAUUUGUCCUCAAAUUCUUGUUUAACGAUCGCCGAUAUUUCUAUUGGAGUCAAGAGCCGAACGCCGCCAAAGAUGACGAAUUGGUGGCCAAAUUCAAUGAGUAUAUCCGGAGCCCUCCUUUGCCCAGAGCUAUUGCUGGCGGUGGUAGUCGUGUGCUAUCACCUGAAGACAUACAGACACUCCUCGGCUGCACUACUUUACACUAUGGGGCGACCAAUAGAUUAGAGGAAAUAGUUAUACAUCCGACUCAGGCAGACAUGCCAUUGCUUGCAGGUCUGCGCGAUCCGCAAUUCAUAGCAGCCCUCCAGCAACGCAUCGCGCAGUCAUCGGAUCCAACGGCUGGUAAUUCAGCGCACGGCUCGGCUCAGACUCCACACUCGGAGGCCACCACUUCGACGGCCAAUACGUCGCGCAUAGAGUUGUCUGACUUGCAGUCAGCCAUCAGUGGUCUAAACCAGUCGCCGGCCGUUCAGAGCGCAGACAUUCAAAUGAAUGAGUUGUCAGUACCGGUGGAACCGCAGCCAAGUCCUCAGCCAUCUUCAGCACCAAAUGAACAGCCAUCGGGUUCUAAGCCAUUGUCAGCGCCAAUGGAACCGCCAUCAAGUUCUGGCCCAUCUCUGGAGGGAUUACAACCACUGCUGAGUGACAACAAUUUCAUGGGUCGAGUGCGACGAUCGUUGCGCGACCGAAGUCGAGGCCAGAGCCCCGCCGAUGAUCUGUCGGCUGCCAUUCGAUCCCGUCGUUUGGGUCCAGUCGUCGAGGCGUUUGGUUUGGGACAGGAAUGUGUCGAUGCGGCCAAUGCUGGC